UUUCCCCAGUGACGCGUAGCCAUUGCUCACAUCAUAUGUUAUAUAUAUACUUGGCUGCCUGCAGAUGUGUCGUUCAGCUGAUCUCCAGCAAUGGACCUGCAGAUCAUGAAGCGAUCACGAAGGGAUGAUGGGAAAGAACCCCGGGUUGAGACCACCGUUGCGAAUGAAGAAGGGUACGACGACUGCAGCAUCACGCGCCUUCCAGAGGCGUGCCUGGCUCACGCCAUCUCCUUGACCACUCCCAUGGACGCGUGCCGCUCCUCUGCCGUGUCUUCCGCCUUCCAAAAGGCGGCGAGCUCUGACACGGUGUGGGAGCGCUUCCUGCCGCCAGGAUACACCUCCAUCCUCGAUCGCGCCGAUCAUCCUGUGGAUCUCACGUCCACCAAGAAGGAGCUCUUCCUCAACCUCGCACAAGACCACGUCCUCCUCGACCAAGGCACCAAGAGCUUUUGGUUGGAACAAACAAGCGGCGCCAAGUGCUACAUGCUAUCAUCGAGAUCACUAAUGAUUAUAUUGGCGGAUAAUCCCAUAUACUGGAGACAGUCUUAUUUACCCGAUUCCAGGUUUGAAGAAGCAGCUGAGCUUCUAUCUGUCUGCUGGUUUGAGAUGUCUGGCAACAUCGACUGCACAGAGCUCUCACCCAACACGCAAUACGCAGCCUACCUCGUGUUCAACCUGGCGGACGAAUCGUACGGCCUCGACUGCCCGACGCAAGAGGCGUCUAUCACCAUUCGCGAUCUGAUGGUAUCAGCAAAGCGUACCGUCUCUCUGCACCCACGCACGACGGCGCAAGAGACACCGCCCUGCGGCAGCGGUGGUGGCUGCUUGGGUACAAGAGGAGGAGACGAGCGAGGAGGAGGAGGACGAGCAGAGGAGGAGAGUACCGUGAGCUACCCAAGGGAAAGGGGUGACGGCUGGAUGGAGGUAGAGCUGGGUGAGUUCUACAACCACUAUGGGGACACUGGAAUGGUCGCCAUCCGCCUGACAGAGACCGUACAGCUUCACUGGAAGAAAGGCCUCAUCUUGGAGGGUGUCGAAAUAAGACCGAAGAGUUAAUUAGACUUAGAGGACGCAGCGCUUAUGUAUGUAUGUAUGUAUGUAUGUAUGCGUGUCCAUGCACUAGCAGAACCAUUGGAUCUGUGUUGAGACUCGUGCAUCUUGCAGAUGGGAUUUGCUUGUAAUAAGGUAAAAAGAAAAAGGAGCAUUGUAUUUCUUGAGACAAAUACAUUUACAAUGGGAGUGCAUAGAGAUGUGCUUAUAUAAGAAAACUAGUUUAUUUUCACA
Messenger RNA from Phragmites australis (common reed), 1284 nucleotides. Its product is annotated as F-box protein PP2-B10-like. Lineage: Eukaryota; Viridiplantae; Streptophyta; Magnoliopsida; Poales; Poaceae. The record is from RefSeq and is a predicted model, not a curated record. The coding region runs from base 91 to 1056 and encodes 321 amino acids. Gene Ontology annotation, molecular function: protein binding. The transcript is spliced from 3 exons.